This is a messenger RNA of Ylistrum balloti, 684 nucleotides long. Its product is annotated as sulfotransferase 2A1-like. Lineage: Eukaryota; Metazoa; Mollusca; Bivalvia; Pectinida; Pectinidae. The record is from RefSeq and is a predicted model, not a curated record. Gene Ontology annotation, biological process: sulfation. Gene Ontology annotation, cellular component: cytoplasm. Bases 1 to 684 code for a protein of 227 amino acids. The transcript is spliced from 4 exons. Gene Ontology annotation, molecular function: sulfotransferase activity.
AUGGGUCACAUUCUAUAUUGUGACAUAUACAGACGCCCACUAGAAAAUAACAAGGUUCUUCAAUCUGUCGUAAUGGAGAUACGAAAAGUCGUUGAAGGGAGUGGAGAGGAGGUGACAUACAAAUACUACGACGGUGUUUUUUUCCCGGCCUAUGUGCAAGGAGAUUGCAAAGAUCGGGUUGUGAAAGUCAUGGACAUGAAAUUCAAAGAUGGCGACGUGCUGAUAGCGUCAUAUCCAAAAGCAGGAACACACUGGGUUUACGAUAUCAUGCAUAUGUUGAUGACUGGGAAAACUGAGUUUGAAGAAAUCUUUCGCAUUUUGGAUUUUGAACAGAUGGAAUUAUUCGAUGCAGCGAAGACACCUAGACAUUUUGCAACACAUUUUUACCCUAAGCAUCUACCAAAAGAUUUCCUAAAGAACAAGGGAAAGCUUGUAUAUGUCUACAGAAACCCGAAAGACUCUGCCGUUUCUUAUUAUACGUGUGUAAAAAGACUCAAUGUGCGUGUAGCCAAGGAUUAUAACGGGAAAUGGGAAGAUUUUAUAAAACUUUACUCAGAGGGUACAGCUGCAUACAACUCGUGGUUUGACCAUGCCAAGGCGUGGCAACAGUUCAUGAUCGACAACCCUAACUACCCUAUUUUUGUUACCUCCUUCGAGGAGAUGAAAAAGGUUUCUAUUCUGUGA